AGUGAGCGGCGGACCGUUGGGACCGUUGGGACCGUUGGUACCGUGUCUGUGUCUCUGUCUGCGGUACCGGAACCCCUCCGUGCUCCGGUAUGAGCUAAUCAUGAUCUGAUUAACGGGAGUUUUAAUUCGGCAGUUUGGAGAAGCGACAUUUUCAAAAUAAAAUAAAAAAAACCUCGGAGAGAUGGAGGCAGUGAGUAAGUGGACGCCGCAACAAGUGGUGGACUGGAUGAGAGGUUUGGAUGACAGCCUGCAGCCGUACAUCCCGUCCUUCCAGCAGCAGCAGGUGGACGGGGAGAAGCUGCUCAGGAUGUCCCACCAGGAGCUGCUGUCUCUGGGUGUGUCGCGGGUCGGACACCAGGAGCUGGUGCUGGAGGCCGUGGAUCUGCUCUGCGCCCUGAACUAUGGUGUGGAGUCGGACAACCUGAAGACUCUGGUGGGGAAGAUGAGAGCGGCGCACCACAGCCUGAGCAGCGCGGUGACACAGCGCAGGAAGAACCCCGCUUACCACAGCAAAAUCUCCCAUCAGCCCUCCAACGAAUUCCUGACUGCUGUGGUUGAGCUGAUCGGAGCCGCCAAGAGUCUGCUGGCCUGGCUGGACAGGACUCCUCUGACGAGCGCCAACGACUUCACCUCCACCAAGAGCAGAAUCAUCCAGCUGUGUCUGGAGCUCACUUCCACCGUGCAGAAGGACUGUACUGUUUAUGAAAUUGAGGAGAAGAUUCUGGAAGUGUCCCGAGCUCUGAACGGCAUCUGCGAGAAAACAGUCCAGGCGACCUCUGACCCCUUAAAGAGUGAGAUGGCCUGUCUGGAGGAGGUGCACAUCACCAACGUCAAGCCUGGGGAGGGACUGGGUAUUUACAUCAAAUCCACCUACGACGGCCUUCAUGUCAUCACAGGAACAACAGAGAAUUCUCCUGCAGAUAAAACAAAGAGGAUUCAUGCUGGAGAUGAAGUCGUUCAGGUCAACAAACAGACAGUGGUGGGCUGGCAGUUGAAGCACCUGGUGGAGAAGCUGAGGGCAGAGUCUGGAGGCGUAGUCAUGGUGGUGAAGAAGAGGCCGUCUGGAACAUCCGGUGGCUUUGCACCCGCUCCGCUGAAAAACCUGCGCUGGAGACCACCGCGCGUACAGACCUCUCAGGGAGCUCCAGGUCUCUACAGAUCUCGACAGCCAGAAACCUCAGACGCUCCUGGGAAGAGGGGGAAGGCAGCCAUACUGGAUUUGUAUGUCCCUCCUCCCCCUUCAGCCCCUUACGUGCCACUAGACGCGAAUAUGAACGUGUCUCCAGGUGUGAAAAUGAGGCCGAAGUCUCCGAACUCGUGCCUGGACGCAGAUGUGCGGCGACGCUUCACUGUUGCCGACGACAACAGGACGUCCAUCGGCCCCCCACCUGAAGUCAACCAACCAAAACCUGUAUGCCUUAGACAGCGCUCCUCCACACGCUGUAAACCUCGACCUGUCUCCAUGCCGGUGGAGUCGUUUUCCGGUGUGUCCGACCCGUCCUCCAGGCCUGGCGCUAAGGGAAGGAAAGGGCAGGACGUUCUGCACAGGUAUCUGAGUAACGAGGGAAUCAGCACCAUCACAGAGGAGGAGCCAUGUUACCCUCUGCCGUACCGAGGACACCCGUCUGUCCGCGGUGUCGACCACAUCAGAGGCAGCCAGUGCUUCAUCAAUGCCGACCUGCACAACAGCGCGACCAUCCCUUACCAGGAAGCAGCGUCCAAAAAGUCUGCCGCCUCCACCUCUGCUGCUGUUUCUCCUCCUCUGGCUGUGACCAAGCAGUCGACGUCGCUGCUCGGAGGCUGGCUGGCUCGUCUCAGGCUGCUCAGCCACGUGGUGCUGUCAACCUGUUUUCUCCGUGUGGUGAGCUGCAGGGGGAAGCUGAUUGGACAGGAGGCUGAUGGCGCUUACUUUAAAAUGACACCUGCUGAUGCCGGCCUCCCUCCUAACGAGACCGACCCGCUGAGAGACUCUAGUUCCUCCUCUGCUGAGCGUCAGUCUGCUGCAAAGACACCAAACUGCUGGACGUCCAGACUGCAGCAGGCAGAUGACACACCAGCUGUUGCAGUGCAGCCUGAACCUGUGACAUUUCAAUUACACCUGCUGUCUUUCCUACCCCCACUGGCUGCAGCCAUGAGUCGGCGGCGGGUUUCGAUCAAAGAACUGGGCGUGGUGGACUGUCAGGGGUGGCUCCUCCGCAGGAAGGAGGGCCGCAGCUUCCUGGGAAGCAAAUGGAAGAGAUACUGGUUUGUCCUGAAGAAGAGCUGUCUGUACUGGUACACUGACAAGAUGGCAGAGAAAGCAGAAGGAUUCAUCAACCUGUCCGGCUUCACCAUCGAACAGGCCAAACAGCACAAGAAAAAACAUGCCAUAACAGCCAGUCAUCCGUUGGUUGUGACCAUUUUCGUCGCUGCAGAGAGCUUCACAGACAUGAAUAAGUGGAUCAGUAAACUGUCAGAAGCAGCCGAGCCAUGCGAACUGAUCAACACUGAAGAGUGCUACAGCGAGGGCAGCGAUCAGGACACGGAUGAGUUGAAUUCCAGUUCUUUGGAACCCGAACAGGAAACAGAAGAAUCUGAAAAUGGGGACACUUUUCGGCCUCUCUGUGACUCUUCACCCUGCGCCUCAACCCCGCCCACUACACUGAACAGUGAAAGCAGAAGUAGAAGUACCUCCGAUGGCGCAACUUUAAGUACAGAAAGAAGAAGAGCCUCAGGGGGCAGUAAGCGUCUGUCAUGGUUGGACCUCCCCAGACCAGAGGGAGCAGGUAAAACAGUGUCCCUGCCUCUGCUCCAUGUCAGUGAGGAAAAAGAAGAGGAGGCCGUCCAUAAACACCUGGCUACCACACCUGAGAAGCCACCUGAUGAGAUGGAGAGCCUCUACAGGCACCUGAGGGCAGCCAGCUUGUCUCCGAUUGGACAGUCCAGUAAGAGGGACUUCAGAGCGUCCUUCAUCAAACGAUGUAAGAACGAAAAAGUCAACGAAAAGCUUCACCUGCUCAGGAUCCUCAGAAGCACAUUAAAGGCCAAAGAGUUGGAACUGCAGGCGGUGGAGCAGAUCCUGACCGACCCGGCCCUCACAGCUCCCACAUACAGGGAAUGGAGACUCUCAAACUCCAUCUUGCUGCAGGAGAUCAGCCAACGCAACCAGGCAGCAGGAGGCGCUGCAGAGCUGAGACCUCCUGAGAACUGAGCUGAGACUGGGACCACAUUAACGCCAAGGACGAUGAAACACUGUUUCAGAUUUUCCUUCCGCACUGAAACACAGAGAUGGCAAAAAUCUUUCAGCUGUUAUGUGUUAAGAAGUGGGACAGAGACCAGGCCACUGUGCUGGAUCUCACUGUGCUGGAUCUCACUGGGUGAACUGGGACCGAACAACGGUGCUAAGCAUGUUGUAGGUGACUGUUUAAUGCUUUAAUGGUUCACCUAGAUGGCAGUGGUGGAAAGUAACUCGAAGUACUCUACUUAAACUUGUACUUGAGUUAUUUCAAUGUUACGCUUCACCACAUUUUGGAAGCAAAUAUUGUAACAUUUACUCAGCUACAUUUAUUUGACAGCCUUAGUUACUUUGCAGAUUUCCGAUUUUUUAAUACUAAUUUUAUUCAUAUAAAAAUAUAUAAAUUAUGAUGUAGGUUAGCGCAGUGGUUCCCAACAUUUUUCCUGAAGGGACCCCUUUUUUAUCAGUUACAUAUUUUAUAUAUAUUUUUUAUUCUAUAGCUGAUAAAAAGCACAAUGACAGUAAUAUAAUAUAGUUACAUAAUAACUGCAGGACGAUCUGGAGGAAUUUUGAGCAGAUUAUUUCAUGUCAGUUGCAUCAGAUAAGUUUUCCUGAUAUUUUCAGUCUGUCUGCAUUAUGUUUUUUUUUUUUAAAUGUCUAAACAAUUGUAUUUCUUCACAGAAAUGAAUGAACUGCUGAUAUAUAGGCCUACUAUGUAUAUUUUUAAAGUUUUCUUACUUUCUUAAGAUCAAGUACACCUCGUGACCCCUCAUGAAGCUUUGGCGACCCCUAAUGGGGAUCCCAACCCCCAGGUUUAGGACCUCCAUUAGUACAGGCUUUAGGUACUUGAAGUAUAUUUCAUGAACUUUACUUGUAACAUUUAUACAUAAACAGUAUUUUUUACACUGCAGUAUUUCUUUUAUUUACCAGGUGUGUAGUGGGGGGCAAACCCAAGUAAAGCCUUUUUAUCCACCUCUUUGAAAUAAAGAGUUUAUUCAUCUAUUUUCAUAUCAACCGUAUCAAUGAGGGGAAACAAGGUGGGUAAACUACAGUUAACCUUCCUCCGUAUUCACCACUGCACCCCUGAGUAAAAGAUCUGAGUCAUCCACCACUGCCAGAUGGUUGAGGGGUUAAACAUCCAGUCUGCAGCCUCAUUUACUCCAUGAUCAGUGUUGUUUUAAAAGAUCCAAACACAUUUUGCUCCUUUAAAUUGACAUAUUUCAGUUUUUAUUGUCAAACAUUUGAACAAUUAUAAAAUGAUUACAGCUCAUGAACCAGCUGACUGAUUCCAGCUGUAGGACAUCAGUCAUCAUUUUUAUAUUCAAGUUGUCUGGGCUGAAUUGGUCGUCUAUGGUAGGUAGUCAGUGAAAUGCUCUCAAAUGUAAGGUUAGUAUCAAACAUACAAUUAAGUCUCAUCCAGUUUUAACCUUAACUUCCUAUUAUCUGAACAGCACCCAACCUUGUUUGAGUAUACAUCAUUCACUUGUGAGUUGGUUUCCUCUUCCACACUACAACUCCAAUGUUUCCACUCUGGAGAAAAACUGUUUAUUCAAUGUGGAUGGAAGCUCAAAUCAGAGAGGAAUAGAUGUCUGGAGAAGACUCAACCUGGGAGAAACUUUAAUGAGGAAGUUAAUGCUUCAGUAUCACACGACGGGACAUUAAUAAAAGGCACCAACACUGCCGGGGUUGACGGUCCAAUUCCCAUUAGCAGAGUCUGAGGAGUGAACAAGUUGCUUCUGGCCCCUCUACACAUUUAAUACAAAGAACCAAAAAUUAACACUUUACAAAAAAAAAC
This is a messenger RNA of Morone saxatilis (striped sea-bass), 5009 nucleotides long. It is a transcript of the gene cnksr3, whose product is annotated as cnksr family member 3. Gene Ontology annotation, biological process: regulation of signal transduction. Gene Ontology annotation, molecular function: protein binding. Lineage: Eukaryota; Metazoa; Chordata; Actinopteri; Moronidae. The record is from RefSeq and is a predicted model, not a curated record. The coding region runs from base 182 to 3190 and encodes 1002 amino acids. Gene Ontology annotation, cellular component: cytoplasm; membrane. The transcript has 23 exons.